Neoarthrinium moseri is the source of this 1455-nucleotide messenger RNA. RefSeq lists its product as uncharacterized. NCBI's taxonomy places the organism in Eukaryota, Fungi, Ascomycota, Sordariomycetes, Amphisphaeriales, Apiosporaceae. The record is from RefSeq and is a predicted model, not a curated record. Gene Ontology annotation, cellular component: cytoplasm. The transcript has 3 exons. Bases 1 to 1455 code for a protein of 484 amino acids.
AUGGCUCUCGCCGUCCUCUCCGACGAGGAUAUCCGCAGCCUCCUAGAAUCCCUCACCCGGGAGGAGGCCGAGGAGUUCGCGCACUCCCUGAAAUGCGCCCUCCAUGAAUAUUCAACCGGCACCCAGUCCAUCGAGGCCGGCCUCAUCCACCAGCCAGACCGGACGUCGGUACAUUCGCAACUCACCAAUGCGACAACCUUGUUCAUGCCAUCGUGUAGUGCGGCGGGCCAUGCAGUAAAGGUUGUCACCGUUUCUGCGCCGAAUACUGACCCGUCGCUUCCGUCGAUCAAACCCACCGGCUCCGUAACGCUCUUCUCGCCCCUCGGGCAGCCCAUCGGCUUCCUGCACGCGCAGACCCUGACGGCCUUCCGCACGGCGCUGGCGUCGUCGUGCCUGCUGACCAAGCGGGCCACGGUGCGGACGCUGACCGUCUUCGGGUCGGGCCAGCAGGCGUACUGGCACAUCCGGCUGGCGCUGAUGCUGCGGGGCGACACGAUCCGCACCGUCAACAUCAUCAACCGGCGGUUCAGCGACAACGCCCGGGGCAUCCUGCAGAAGUUCUACGCCGUGCCCGCCGCGGUCCGCCGCCGCGAGGGCUGGGAGCAGACCCAGUUCGGCGUGCUGACGCCCGGCUACGGCGAGUUCCAGCGCCUGCAGAAGGAGCACGUCCGCGCCGCCGAUGUCAUCUACUGCUGCACGCCCUCGACCGAGCCGCUGUUCGAGAGCGGCAUCCUGACGAACCACGAGGGCCGCCGCAAGGGCCGCCUGAUCGUCGCCAUCGGGAGCUACAAGCCCGACAUGCGCGAGUUGCCGCGGGAGCUGUUGGAGCAGGCCGUCAGGGUUGGGGCCGGGCAUGCGCAUUUCCAUAAGCAUGCGCUGGAAGGCGGCGUCGUGAUUGUCGACACGCUCGACGGGGCGUUGAAGGAGGCUGGUGAGGUGAUUGAGGCGGGAUUGGAGCCAAAGCAGCUAGUUGAACUGGGCGAGCUUGCAAUGAUUCACAAGGCACGGAUGCGCGAGGAAGAAGAGUCCAUCACCUCGGAAUCGACGCACAGCUCGACCGAUAUAUCGACAGACAUGGACUCGCUCUCGCUCGGUGGCAGCUCGGCCAUGUCGACCGUCUUCGGGUCGACAUCGUCGCAGUCCAACGACUCGGCACCGGGCUACAAGCGGUCGCCAUCGCGCACCUCGAGCCCCAGCCGUUCACACAGCGGCAGCGGCGGCGGCAGCAGCAUCGUCGGCGGUCUGUUCCACCACAAGCGGCGCAGCUCGAGCCAGGGGUCCGUCGACCGCGCCAAGCAGAAGCGCGACGACCACCUGGCCCGCUGGCUCACGGCCGGCAACGUCAUCUACAAGAGCGUCGGGCUGGGUCUGAUGGACCUGGUCGUCGGCAUGGAGAUAAUCAAGAAGGCCAGGGAGAAGGGCCUGGGGAGCCACAUCGAGAACUUUUCCUCGUAG